This is a messenger RNA of Haliaeetus leucocephalus (bald eagle), 4154 nucleotides long. RefSeq names its product nascent polypeptide-associated complex alpha subunit (gene NACA). Bases 234 to 2756 code for a protein of 840 amino acids. Lineage: Eukaryota; Metazoa; Chordata; Aves; Accipitriformes; Accipitridae. Gene Ontology annotation, cellular component: nascent polypeptide-associated complex; cytoplasm. The record is from RefSeq and is a predicted model, not a curated record. The transcript has 4 exons. Gene Ontology annotation, biological process: protein targeting to membrane.
GGCGGCCCCGGGAUCGGCCCGUGCCGUGCGGUGCUCGGGGCCCGCUGGGCCUGGGGUGUCCGGUACCGACCGGGCGGUUGAGCCGUCUUCGCAGACCUGUCGGUACCGGGAGGCGGGCACGGGACUGGCGGGUGGCUUCAGGAAGAGCGAGUUACCGGCGCCCGGUGAGCCGCCCUCGGGCGGUCUGGAGCCCCGGCGAGCCCGGGCCUGUUGGGUUCUCCCUUUCCCCAGAAAUGCCCGGCGAAGCUACAGAAACCGUCCCGGCCACGGAGCAGGAGCUGCCGCAGCCGCAGGCUGAGACAGCUCCAGCUGCCCUUCCUCCCGCAGCCCCUGUUGCAGCGCCAGCUGUUCUUCAUGCUGCUCAUUCCCCACCUCUGACUCCAUCUCCGGGCCCGGCUGGCCAGGCUCUCCCAGCGGAGCUGCCCAGCCCUGCUGCAGCUCUGCCUGCCCCUGCUGGCCCCCGGGCCCCCGUUUCCCCCACUGUGGUCCCAGCUGCGGCGAUCCCUGUGUUUUCUGUUCCCCCCCAGCUGCCUGCCCCAGCUCUGCAGGUCCCAGUUACCACUUCCCCUCCUCCAGCUCCACAGUCCCCAAUGGAUUUUGCAGCCCCAGGAUCUCCAGGGCCUGCCCCAGUUAGCCCAGUGUCUCCGGGACCCCCGGCCCCAGUGUCUCCUGCUCUGGCUGCUCCUCCCACUGCAGUGACAGUGGCCCCCUUCACCCCCACUGUGAGCCCUGGUUCUCCCCCUGCAGCUCUUGCCUCUCCUGUGAAAGCUGCCCCCCCUGCUGCCCUUCUGAGCCCCACGGGAACUGGAGCCCAGGCCCCUCUCCCUGCCCCCAUGCCAGCCUCACCAGCCCCUGCUCCUUCCAAGGGCACUGGGGCAGGCCCGGCUGCUCUCCCACCCCCACCUUCCCUUCCCCUUAUGGCAUCUCUCCCGGCAGCAGCCCCCACUCUCCUGCCUUCUUCUGCUGUGCCUCCUGAGGCAGCUUGUCCCCAGAGCCCGGGCUCACCCCCUCUUCCUGCAGCAGCCCCUCUCUGUCCUGCUGUGGCACCAGCAGCGGCUGCCCCGGCAGUACCAGUGUCUCCUGGCAGCCCUGCCUCCGCUCUGCUGGCUUCUGCUUCAGCCUCUCCCCGAGUCCCAGCCCCCAACUCUUUCGUGCCCCCGCUUGCUCCUCCCCAGUGCCCAGCCCUGGCCGGUGCCAUCUCUCCACCUGUCUUCCUGGCUGCCCCCAUGGCUCUGGCCCCGUUGUCACCCCCUGCCCCUUUGCUGCCAGCUGGGAUGUCUCCUGGGAGUCCUGCUUCUGCCCCACAGGGCCUAGCCCCUGGUGCUCCAGUCUCUCCACUGAUUCCCAUUGCUCCUUCUGUUGCCAAGACCUGUCCCACGGGCCAUGCCCCGGUGGCCCCAGCAGCCCCAGCUGUUGCCCCUGUCACCCCUGCAGUUCCAGCUGCAGGAGACCUGGUCCCUCCCUCCAUGGCCGGGACACCUGGGAGCCCAGACCUUUGGGUAAUGCCUGCCACUGCAGCAGCUCCCAUCGCUCCUGUCCUGUCCAAACCCUCUCUGGGAGCUGCCACGUCUCCCCCAGGGCUGCUGACAGCAACAUCUCCCAGUGCUGUACCAGCAGUGGCCACAGCUGCUCUGGCUAAAGCAGCUCCAGCGAGCCCUGUCUCCCCUCUGGCAGCUCCUGUGCCUGCUACCCCUUCAGCCCCUGCCAGCUCCCUGCCUGUCACACCGGCGGUGCCAGCCGCAGCCACCACUACUGCAGCCAAAGCGGCUCCCCUGAGCCCGGUUGCUGCCCCCUCUGCCCCUGCUGCAUCGGUGACAGCAGCUCCACCAGCUCCAGCUGCCCCUCCCGCAGCCAAAGCAGCUCCUGUGAGUCCGGUCACUGCCCCAUCUGCUCCCUCUGCCUCUUCUGCACCAGCUCCUGCAGCUCUGGCUGCCCCUCCUGUAGCCAAAACAGCACCUGUGAGCCCAGUCACUGCUGCAUCCACCCCCUUGGCCCCUGCCAGCUCCCCGACUGUCACACCGGCGGUGUCAGCUCCAGCCACCACUACUGCGGCCAAAGGGGCUCCCCUGAGCCCGGUUGCUGCCCCAUCUGCCCCUGCUGCACCAGUUCCUGCAGCUCCACCAGCUUCAGCUGCCCCUCCUGCAGCCAAAGCGGCUCCCGUGAGCCCAGUUACUGCCCCAUCUGCCACCUCUGCCCCUGCUGCACCAGCUCCUGCAGCUCCACCAGCUCCAGCUGCCCCCCCAGCAGUCCCUGCCCCAGCACCUGGCACACUGGUUCCCACUCCAGCCCCUGUGGUUCCUGGUGCUCCCCCGAAGCCAUCGGCCGAUUGUGCUGCCCCUGCUUCCCAGAAACCAGAAGCCGGCCUUCCUGGCUCUGCCCCAGUGGGUAACCUCCUGCCGCCUGCCUCUUCUGCACCGAGCGCUACCCCUGUGAAGAAGCAGCCCUCUCCCAGUAAGGUUGCCAAGCUGGCCCCCCGCCAGCCCCUGUCCAAACCCCCCUCGAAGGCCCCGGCCCCUGUCAGCAUUGCCGUCGACGACGAUGACCUGCCACCUCUGAUCCCCCCAGAGCUGCCUGCUGCCGAGCCACCGGUGCAGCCCAUCCUGGUGGACCUCUCUCCCCGAGCAGCCGUGGCCCCUGCUGAGGCCCCUGCUCCUCCAGCUAAGCAGCCUGUCCUGAAGAAUGACAAGGGUAUUUGCCACCUCGGUUUGCCGUGUGCAUGGAGUGUCACUGGUUGCCCGCUGGAUACUAACCUGUAGACAGGGCCCAGGUGCCCCUACGUCGCUUGGUGUGUCGGUCUAGACAAGUAGUCUUUGGAAGUACAGCAGUGGAGGCAGGCCUGAACCAUGCCAGACUGAGCUGAACCUGCCCGAGCAGGCGGUGAGCCGGGGAACGGGGAGGGGAGAUGUCCCGCGGCCAAGGGAUUGGGCAGGUCAGGGCUCGGCAUGGUCCAGUGCCAGUGGGUCGGUGUCACUAACGCGUGUUCUCAGGCACAGAGCAUGGCGUGGCUUGUGGCGUGGGCGCUGCGACUGUUGCCUGAGCUGGCUUCACACUGAGGCUCUGGGAAGAGCUAUCGUGUGCCUGUACCCUGUUGCGCGUCUGGUGUCCACCGUGGUUUUCCCCAUGUCCGCCCGCCAGCAAAGGGGAGCUGCGGGCAGCGCUGGUGCCAAAACAGGCCCGUCCCUGUGCCCUGGGGAAAUUCCUUUGCCUGCCUGAACUGUUGGGAUCCCCUGGGCAUGCACCGACAGCCUGCAGAGAGCUUUGCCGAGGGCUCCUGCGUGCUUGGCGUGGCCAUGGGCGAGAGGCCCUUUCCAGAGAAGGAAAUGGGACUGAAUUCAGGUAAUGGCUGCAUGAGAGGGCGUCGUGGUCACCCUCUGGCCUCCACUGAGGCUGGAGACGCCCGGCUCUGCUUCGUUUGCUCCCACGUGGUCGGACAUGGCUGUGCUGUGGUUUGCAAGCUAAUUGUGGCACUGCAGCAGUGGUGCAGGAGCUGGCAGCCCUCUGAGCCUCCCAGGCUCCGGCAGCUUUCAGGACCUGGCACAGAGGCCAACCUGAGCAUCCAAAGAUGCUGUUCCCUGAUGGGCAUUUUCAAGGUAAUUACAGAUCGUCCCCUGUAAUGAAGUCACAGAAAGGUGCAGCAGCCCCAAGGAGUUGGUGAACUGGGUCUCGUUUCUGUGCCAUGUGCUUGAGCUCCUGCAACCCCAGCUUCACUGCUGCCUGAACAGGUUUGAGGGGAAGCGAGGGAGUCCCUGUCUGCCAGGCUGCUGCUGACUCACCGCCCAGGGAGUGGCGCCCUGCACUCCUCCUCAAGCCAGGACACUGCACUGGUCAGCGUGGUGCCUCAAACUGGGGAAGCGGCUGAGGCUGGGGAUACCUCCUGUUCUGGAGCCAGCCUCCGGGCACCCGCAGUGCUUUGGCACCUGGCUUCCACCAUGGUGAGAGUGCUCAGAACAGGCUUUUGUGCCACUUGCUGCUGAUGGUGUUUGGGAUUGCAGAGAGAGUUCCUCCUACCAGAUACUGCUUAACCAUGCUGACUGGAAACUGCGUCAGCAUUUGGAACCCCCAGCAACAAAGGCAACACUGAAGCAGUAUGGUUCUUUGAUCUUCCUGUGUCCCCUGGGCCUACCUGAGCUGGAAAGAGUGACGUGUGUUUGUUU